GUUUAAACAUGUAUGGUUUUAUAUAAAGAGAAAAAAAAUAUGAAAAUAUUGAAUAAUGCUUUAGGAGGAAAUUUACAAAAACAAAUUUUUAAUAUAUGCUCAUAAUUCUUUCUUUUUCAUAGAAAAUAAAACCUUAAAGAAAUUCUUACUUUCAAAGAACCGUCAGAGUCAGAUUGCAAUAUACUUACAGAAAGGCUAAAGAAAAACAAUUUAAUUUAUCAUAGGAACUAUAAGGAAUGGAACUAUUUUUAUUGAAAGCAUUUUAUCAGG
Paramecium sonneborni is the source of this 270-nucleotide messenger RNA. The record is from the annotation of a GenBank genome assembly. Lineage: Eukaryota; Ciliophora; Oligohymenophorea; Peniculida; Parameciidae.